This is a messenger RNA of Asterias rubens (European starfish), 988 nucleotides long. RefSeq names its product cilia- and flagella-associated protein 161-like. The transcript is spliced from 7 exons. Gene Ontology annotation, cellular component: motile cilium. Gene Ontology annotation, biological process: cilium assembly. The coding region runs from base 107 to 979 and encodes 290 amino acids. Lineage: Eukaryota; Metazoa; Echinodermata; Asteroidea; Forcipulatida; Asteriidae. The record is from RefSeq and is a predicted model, not a curated record.
UCGUGUUUAGCAGACGAUUCGUUUCAAGAGAAGGCAAGCAAAAAGAAAAAGGGUGUUUUUACAUUUCAUAAUUUUCAUAUUUUUUAGCCGAACAACAAAACAAAAAAUGAGUACCAGAACGUAUAAUCCGUCCGUUAGAGUUGGCAACUGGAAUGAAGACAUUUGUCUGGAGGAGGACAUGCUGAAGGAUUUUCUGGAGACACGAGAUAGAGGAGAGUUGGCCAUACAGCAGGCAUCAAAACUCAGAGAAAUGAUUUUAAAACAGACUGACUUAUCUGUCACCAUAGAUGGUUUCCUACACUUUGGUGACCGUGUGAUGCUUCGUAACGAGGCCGAUGCCAACCAGAUCAAAACCCAGCCCGGCGUCGAGCCGCGCCAAGCCAACACGCUAGCCGUUAACAUGUCAGAGAUGAAGAUGAACAGUUCUGUACAGUUCGAAGGCACCUGUAACAUUAGUGGAAGUAGAAUUCUGACACCGUGUGCAAGGAACACAUUUGUUAUUUUACCUGUUGAGGCUGGAAUUGCCGAGGGCACACCACUUCGCUAUGGUCAACACUUCUGUCUCUGCACACUGCCUGGAAUAGCUGGAAAUCUGAAAUUGAGGAGUGACAUCGCCACAUUCCAGCAAUCAGCCAAGAAGACCCGUAAGCAGCUCGUCACAUUUGAAGAAUGCUCUACGUAUUUGAUUCAAUGGAGAAUCCUUCACUUUGACCCUCAACUUAGAAUGGAGACAGAAGGACUUCCUGUACCAGCUAACCAGAAAAUCAUCUUCAACCACUGCAAGACCAACCAAGACUUGUGUGUAAUAAGUGAUGCUACUGUAAGGACACCUUUUGGCCGUGAAUAUGAGAUCGUGGCCUACACGGACUUGGACUCUCACCGCGCCGAGAAAGACGUCAACCACUGGAUCAUCCAGACUGGUCACCCACCAGAGCCAACAGGCCCUGCAGCUACGUUACCGUUGGGUGUCCAACAAUGAGGUGAUAUG